Pocillopora verrucosa is the source of this 871-nucleotide messenger RNA. Lineage: Eukaryota; Metazoa; Cnidaria; Anthozoa; Scleractinia; Pocilloporidae. The record is from RefSeq and is a predicted model, not a curated record.
CCUGCAUGACUGACAAGCAAUGUAAAGGGAAUGAGCGCUGUGAGGAUUUUGAGUGCAAGAAACCUGAUUUACAUCCGUGUGAUUCGUCCGAGGACUGCGAUAGAAAUGCUGAAUGCCGCGAUAAAAAGUGUCACUGUAGAGAAAAGUACGCCGGGAAUGGACGUAAUUGCUCAGAGUCCUUACCGUGCCCAGUCGCACAUGAAUGCGAUGCCAACUCCGAAUGUAUUUUACAUCACAGGCAUCAUUUUAGUCCUUAUUGCAGAUGCAAAUUCAAUUUUAAGAAGGCUGAUAAUGGCGCCUGUAUAGAUAUAGACGAAUGCAAGGAUCCAAACGCUUGCCCAGCUAAGCAAAAAUGUAUAAACACGCCUGGUGCCUAUGAAUGUCAUUGUGAAGAAGGAUACGAGAAGGGAGAUGGUGACGAGUGCGUGAAAAUGAAAUGUAAAUGCGGUGCUCAUGGAUCUAAGUGCGACGAAGACGGAAAGUGUACUUGUAAUGAAGGAUAUGAAAAAAAUGGAGAAGGAGUAUGUACAGACAUUAACGAGUGUGCCUCUGGGUCAAAGUGUAUCGAGUGUGUAAAUCAACCAGGGGGACACUUUUGCUUAUGCAAAGCGGGAUAUGUGAAGGCUGAUAAAAGAUGCGUCAAAGAACCUCAAUGCAAGUGCGCAUCGCACGAAGAAUGCUUCAACGGAAAGUGCAGGUGCAAGACAGGAUACAAGAAAAAUUCAAAAGGGAUGUGUGCUCGAAAACGCUCUGCUCGCCAAGUUGAUUCAGGCCACUCUGUACACGUCACCAGUCACCUGGGCACCCUCGGCCUCGUCCUUACACUACUUGGGCGCCUGGCCGUUACAGCAUGAGGAACCGCGCCUACUGC